Messenger RNA from Microcebus murinus (gray mouse lemur), 2305 nucleotides. The record is from RefSeq and is a predicted model, not a curated record. Lineage: Eukaryota; Metazoa; Chordata; Mammalia; Primates; Cheirogaleidae.
UUUAGGGGCGGUGCCGCGUGUGGACCCGAUGGACCCCGGCAAUGCCGCCAUUUUGGAGCCUUCCCUCAGGAGCCUGUACAGGGUUUCCGAGCUGGUACUGUUGCUGCCGCUGUCGGCGGCCUUGCCGGGCAGGAUGAAUGUGAUAGACCACGUGCGGGACAUGGCGGCCGCGGGGCUGCACUCCAACGUGCGGCUCCUCAGCAGCUUGUUACUUACAAUGAGUAAUAAUAACCCUGAGUUAUUCUCCCCAUCUCAGAAGUACCAGCUUUUGGUGUAUCACGCAGAUUCUCUCUUUCAUGAUAAGGAAUAUCGGAAUGCUGUGAGUAAGUAUACCAUGGCUUUACAGCAGAAGAAAGCUCUAAGUAAAACUUCAAAAGUGAGACCUUCAACUGGAAAUUCUGCAUCUACUCCACAAAGUCAGUGUCUUCCAUCUGAAAUCGAAGUGAAAUACAAAAUGGCUGAAUGCUAUACCAUGCUAAAACAAGAUAAAGAUGCCAUUGCUAUACUUGAUGGGAUCCCUUCCAGACAGAGAACUCCUAAAAUUAACAUGAUGCUGGCAAACUUGUACAGCAAAAACUGUUUGUAUUUAAGAUCUAAUAAUUUUAAAUUGGAAUAUUUAUUUCUCAUUUGUACUAUCAAGAAGUGUUUGAUAUCUUACAGUUCACUAGAGAAAAAGUCCUUAUUGCGAGAUAACGUGGACCUACUGGGAAGCUUAGCAGACCUGUACUUCAGAGCUGGAGACAAUAAGAACUCUGUCCUCAAGUUUGAACAGGCACAGAUGUUGGAUCCUUAUCUGAUAAAAGGCAUGGAUGUGUAUGGCUACCUGCUGGCACGAGAAGGGCGGCUGGAGGAUGUGGAGAACCUUGGCUGCCGCCUUUUCAAUAUUUCCGAUCAGCAUGCAGAACCGUGGGUGGUCUCCGGGUGUCACAGCUUCUAUAGCAAACGCUAUUCUCGGGCCCUUUAUUUAGGAGCCAAAGCCAUUCAGCUGAAUAGUAAUAGUGUUCAAGCUUUGCUACUUAAGGGAGCAGCACUUAGGAACAUGGGCAGAGUCCAAGAAGCAAUAAUACAUUUUCGGGAGGCCAUACGGCUGGCACCUUGUCGCUUAGAUUGUUAUGAAGGUCUCAUCGAAUGUUACUUAGCCUCCAACAGUAUUCGGGAAGCAAUGGUGAUGGCUAACAACGUCUACAAAACGUUAGGAGCCAAUGCACAGACCCUUACCCUUUUAGCCACUGUUUGUCUUGAAGACCCAGUGACACAAGAGAAAGCCAAAACUUUAUUAGAUAAAGCCCUGACCCAAAGGCCGGAUUACAUUAAGGCUGUGGUGAAAAAAGCAGAACUACUUAGCAGAGAACAGAAAUAUGAAGAUGGAAUUGCUUUGCUGAGGAAUGCACUGGCUAAUCAGAGUGACUGUGUCCUGCAUCGGAUCCUUGGAGAUUUCCUUGUAGCUGUCAAUGAGUAUCAGGAAGCAAUGGACCAGUAUAGUAUAGCACUAAGUUUGGACCCCAAUGACCAGAAGUCUCUAGAGGGGAUGCAGAAGAUGGAGAAGGAGGAGAGUCCCACGGAUGCCACUCAGGAGGAGGAUGUGGACGACAUGGAAGGGAGUGGGGAAGAAGGGGACCUGGAGGGCAGCGACAGUGAGGCGGCCCAGUGGGCUGACCAGGAGCAGUGGUUCGGCAUGCAGUGAGGGCGGCCGCUGCAGGGCCACACUGGCCCGCCCUGCUCUGAGCUCUUCCGUGGACUGAAGGAACCGUAGGCACCUGCUCUCAGGAGGACAAGGAUUCAGCAUGUGAUUGCAGCGGGGGUCUCAGCCCCCUGGCUCCCGAUUCCUAGUUGUGACUUCAUUUCUAAACUGAGCCUGACCAGCCUUCCAUGUAUCUCCAUCCUCUCCUGCUCCAGCCAGGGAGGACCGCGGGAGCACCCCGAGGCCCACACACGCCAGGGCUUCUGGGCCAAGAGCACUUUUUAUAUAACUAAUUUCUAAAUCAAAAAGCUCAAGGAAUAGACGGUGUUUUGUCUGUGACAUGGAUGGGUUUGAAGGAGUGACCCGCCGCCCAGUCUGGCCCCAGAGGGCUUCCUGUUACCAGAAGUCAUCGCCUGGGCUGUCCAGACUUCCCUAGUAACCGUGCUUUCCUUCUGCAAAGUUAGUAAUGCCUUAAGCUGACAGUUGCUAUUUUGCAGAACAGUUUUCCUCUUUCCUAAGCUGGUAACUUGCCUCUGAGCCUGGCCAAUCUGAGAAACGGGUGUGACGAGAGCAUGAGCAGGCGCACCUGGGGCGGUUCCCUAAUAAAACUGGUUUGUACAGUCA